This is a messenger RNA of Glossina fuscipes, 890 nucleotides long. RefSeq names its product distal membrane-arm assembly complex protein 2. The record is from RefSeq and is a predicted model, not a curated record. Bases 45 to 875 code for a protein of 276 amino acids. Lineage: Eukaryota; Metazoa; Arthropoda; Insecta; Diptera; Glossinidae. The transcript has a single exon.
UUAGUGGAAACAAAGUUUUUCAUUUCGGUAAAAUUCUUGAAAUUAUGUUGAAUAUAUCGCGGAAGUGUACAACGCGUGUUUUAAAACGCACUUUAAUCUUGUGCCAACGAGAAUUAGCUGGGGAUCCCAAUAAAGAACGAUCUCCCUUUUUAAAACGUAUACGUGAAGAAUUCGAAGCGGAUAAACAGGCGUUGAGUUGGCGUAAAACUCCUCCCCAAGUUGAUGGGUUCGAAAGUAAAUUGAAGCUCUUUGGGAAUGAUGAUCAAACGUCAGAUUAUAUAGUAAUGAUGCAAAAACCUAUGGACAUAAGCUCAUGGCUAUUAGCUAAGAAGAACAAAAAGGAAAAACAAGAGCGGUAUAUGCAACAAUUCGUCCCAGAAAGACAUAAUAUUUUGGGCAGUGAUUUAGCGUCAGCUCAUUUCGUUUUAUACCGUAGAGGGGCAGUAAAAUUUCUUAAUAUGCCUGGUUGGAUUCGAGCCAAUGAAGAUGGCGAAUUUAAUUUACCUUCCAAAUUUGAUCCUCAAUUUAAAGUGGAAGGCUUAAAAUGUGACAAUAUGACGCUGUAUUACGAGGGUUUGGACAAUAUAAGAUGGCUGCAACAUUUAAAGUUUCUAUCUUUUCACAAUGUUGGCACAUUCGAUGAUUGGUGCCUAGACCGCGUUUCCGGUUCGCAAUUUGAUAAAAUAGAAGUAUUGGAUAUAUCUGGAACAAAGUGCACGUAUCGCGGUUUAUCAUGUUUAUAUCGUUUAAAUUCCUUGAAGUUAUUAAUUGUGGACGACGUUAAGGAAUCCAUAGAAUUUGAAUUAUCAUGUUCUAUGCUCCAGGAAGUUCUACUUAAUUUAAAAAUAAACAGUGCGUCUGCUGUACACGUUUAAACGAUAUAUAUUAAA